Molecule: messenger RNA, 1759 nt
Organism: Manihot esculenta (cassava)
Lineage: Eukaryota; Viridiplantae; Streptophyta; Magnoliopsida; Malpighiales; Euphorbiaceae
Product: calmodulin-binding receptor-like cytoplasmic kinase 1
Exons: 6
Coding region: 150-1481 (443 amino acids)
Biological process (GO): protein phosphorylation
Molecular function (GO): ATP binding; protein kinase activity
Source: RefSeq, a predicted model, not a curated record
ACAAGCACUAAUUCACUUGCAGCUUGAAUUGGUCCUGCAAAAAUAUUCAAUAGAAUUAAAGACAUGGAUUUGGAAACAACCAAAAUCCCCAAUUGCUUCCAAGUUUAAGCAAAGAACAUAAUCCACAAAAGAAAGAUCUAUCUCUGCAAAUGAAGAACACAUCAAGCCAAAGAAAACAGAAUUCUAACACAAACAAGGACCAUGGCAGACCUCGAACUCGUCCUCUCUUCACCUACAUCAAAAGGGUUGCCGUAGUUUUCACAAUUUUCCUUUCCCGUAGAAGAAAGGCCGCCGGAGCUGCGACUGCGGCAAGCAAAAGAAACAACAGCAGACGAGUUGAAGGGAUUUCCUUUUCAACUGAUCUUUCAACAGGAAGCAACAGUAAGAGUUCUUCAAGAUUCAGAUUCUCUAAUUCCUAUGGUUCUUCAAGCGCUUCAAGCGGGCUGGUCGGGACAGUCAAUUUCUCCCUUCAAGAGAUUUAUAAAGCAACCGAUAAUUUCAACCCAGCAAAUAAGAUCGGAGAAGGUUGUUUUGGAACAGUGUACAAAGGGAAGCUCAAGGAUGGCACUCUUGUUGCUGUAAAGCGAGCUAACAAGAAUGAUUAUGAUAAGCGAUUGUCAUUGGAGUUCAAGAAUGAAGUACUUACUCUAUCUAAGAUUGAGCACUUGAAUUUGGUAAGAUUUUAUGGAUACGGAGAGCAUGGAGAUGAGCGGAUCAUUGUGGUUGAAUAUGUUGCCAAUGGAACUCUUCGAGAGCAUCUGGACAGUAGCAGGGGAAAUGGACUAGAGAUGGCUGAACGACUGGACAUUGCAAUUGAUGUAGCUCAUGCAAUUACUUAUCUUCAUAUGUACACAGAUCCUCCAAUAAUACAUCGAGAUAUAAAAGCAUCCAACAUCCUUAUAACAGAAAAGUUUCGGGCAAAAGUAGCAGAUUUUGGGUUCGCACGAGCAACUACAGAAGAUCCUGGUGUUACUCACAUUUCAACUCAGAUCAAAGGAACAACAGGCUACUUGGAUCCUGAGUACCUAAGAACAUAUCAACUCACUGAAAAGAGUGAUGUCUAUUCUUUUGGUGUGUUGCUUGUUGAACUGGUGACUGGAAGACACCCCAUUGAGCAAAAUAGGCCAAUAAAAGAAAGAGUAACCACAAGAUGGGCAAUGCAGAAGUUGAAAGAAAGGGAAGCCGUACUUGCAAUGGAUCCAGUGCUAAGGAGGAGUCCUGCAUCAAACAUGGCAGUGGAGAAGGUCCUUGAAUUAGCUAAGAGGUGCCUUGCUUCUCUGAGACCUUCAAGACCUUCAAUGAAGGAAUGUGCUGAGGUGCUGUGGAAAAUUCGAAAAGACGUCAGAGAAUUAGGCCUCUCUUCUUCCUCUGCCUCUGCUUCUCACCAAUCUGCAAAUUAUCCCUUCAGAGACGCCAAGAAGAGCAGAGAAAUAACAUUUGGGAUUCAAGAUGGAGAGACCUAUAAAUUUAUUUCUGCAUGAAACAGUGAGUCAUGGGAUCCUUUUUAGAUUUUUUUUUUUGUGUGUGUGCUGUUUGUUAUCAAAAUUUCCUGCAUAAGUUGCUGUUCUAAAAUAUACUGAUGCCAAAUUUGAGAUGUGGAGAUUUCAGGUUCAGAUUACUGAAUCAAUCUCCUUGGAAUAACCCAUCCUUCUUAGAAUGCAACCCAGCAAAUCUAUUGCAUUAAAACACUUAGGGUAACUUACAAUGUAGUCCCUGAAAUUUAGUAUAAUUCGCAAUUUAAUAUCUGCUUUUUUAAUAA